Messenger RNA from Macrosteles quadrilineatus (aster leafhopper), 4688 nucleotides. It is a transcript of the gene CkIIalpha, whose product is annotated as casein kinase II subunit alpha. Gene Ontology annotation, biological process: protein phosphorylation. Bases 285 to 1337 code for a protein of 350 amino acids. Lineage: Eukaryota; Metazoa; Arthropoda; Insecta; Hemiptera; Cicadellidae. Gene Ontology annotation, molecular function: protein serine/threonine kinase activity; ATP binding. The record is from RefSeq and is a predicted model, not a curated record. Gene Ontology annotation, cellular component: protein kinase CK2 complex; nucleus; cytosol. The transcript is spliced from 9 exons.
UUCUAGUUUUCCGUGGCGGGAUGAAAGCAGCCAUAUUGGUUUUCAGUGAACAAGAAGCCGGUCUAUAAUAGUUUAAAACCUAAUGUUUAAGUAUUUAGAUAUUCCAGUAGGUAGUGAGUUCUCAUUAUUAUAAUUGCUCAGCUAUUCAUUCACUCAGAAGCUACAUUAUUUUGGGACGGAAUGUGUCAGCGUUUCUUUGGACUCAUGUGGUGAAGAGUGCAGGAAGGGUGACUGCUGCAGGGGUUGCGUGUGAGCAGAUCAAGUUCCACUCGACCCCUCCAACCAUGGCACUUCCCAGCCGAGCUCGGGUCUACUCUGACGUCAACUCUCACAAGCCGCGAGAAUACUGGGACUACGAGUCAUACGUUGUUGAUUGGGGACAGCAAGAUGAUUACCAACUCGUUAGGAAAUUAGGUAGAGGAAAAUACAGUGAAGUCUUUGAAGCUAUUAAUGUUACAAACAAUGAAAAAUGUGUAGUUAAAAUACUAAAGCCUGUUAAGAAAAAGAAAAUUAAGAGAGAAAUCAAAAUCUUAGAAAACCUACGAGGAGGAACGAAUAUUAUUACAUUGCAAGCAGUUGUAAAGGACCCAGUCUCCCGAACGCCAGCAUUGAUAUUUGAACAUGUAAAUAACACCGAUUUCAAACAGCUUUACCAAACUUUAACAGACUACGAUAUCAGAUUUUAUCUCUACGAACUCUUAAAGGCCCUGGAUUACUGUCACAGUAUGGGGAUAAUGCAUAGAGAUGUAAAACCUCACAAUGUCAUGAUUGACCAUGAGAACAAGAAGUUGAGACUCAUUGACUGGGGACUGGCGGAGUUCUACCAUCCUGGCCAAGAGUACAACGUGCGAGUGGCGUCUCGCUACUUCAAGGGACCGGAACUGCUUGUGGACUACCAGAUGUACGACUACUCAUUGGACAUGUGGUCGUUGGGCUGUAUGCUGGCCAGUAUGAUCUUCAGGAAAGAACCGUUUUUCCAUGGACAUGACAACUACGACCAGCUGGUUAGGAUUGCCAAGGUGUUGGGCACAGAGGAACUUUACGAGUACCUGGACAAGUACCACAUGGAGUUGGACCCAAGGUUCACGGACAUUCUGGGCAGACAUUCUCGUAAGCGAUGGGAGCGAUUCGUCCACAGUGAAAACCAACAUCUAGUGUCCCCUGAGGCUCUAGACUUCCUGGACAAACUGUUGCGGUACGACCACUACGAGCGACUCACAGCUCGUGAGGCAAUGGAACACCCUUACUUCUUUCCGAUAGUAAAGGAGCAGAGCCGUCUCAACAUGGUGUCGUCAUCCCCUACCCCCAUCACUGGAUCUGGCCCUGCCGGAGAGUAGCCAGUCAGGGAUCGAAUCAGUUUCAAAGGAGACCCCUGGUGGCAUCAGUACUGUGCCUACAUCUACUUUACACAGACAUUUAUUCCAAUUGGACAGUGUUAUUUUUGGCUUGACUGGCUCUAAUAUUUAAAUUAUUUAAUUUGUUUGCUCCAAAAAAAACUCAUUAAACAUUAAAUCUAUAGUUUUAUAAUUUCUAUAUGAAAUUGUUGUUAAGUCCUUGAUCCUAAAUUAAUGCCAUUCGCUGUGUAACUAAAAUUUAGGUUUUUUUUAAACAACUGCUUGUUAUAAUCAGACACGUGAUAUAUCGGUGCAUUUUUUUUUAAUAUAUUGAAAAAAUUAAAUUAUUUCUUUGGUGAUGCGAUUUUGUCUUUUUCCUUUGAAACAGAUGGUUUUCUUGUGGUUUAGUGAGUGAAGUGAUUCAAUCGGAUCGCAGAUGAACUUGUGUCUUAGACUUGAACAGCUUCGGACAAACUGUCGCUCGAGUCAAUAUUUACUGUUUCAUAAACUAUAAUUUGUAAUGUAUGUGUAAUUAUCGUAAUAAAUAUUUUAUCGUUAUGUUUUAUGUAUUCUGAAACGAUUGUGCAUUAGAAAUAGAGGGGUUGCUCAACAAUGGCUGAGUGAAUACUGAAGACAAGUUUAACAUUGAAAUGUUGUUUAUCAUUCGACAGACAACUUGUAUAUAGACUAGGUAGCAACUUUUCUCACUGUUAAGUGCUGAUUGUGUUGGUGCGUUGACAUAGACAGUUGACAAGUUGUGUAAUACUGCAAACAGGACGGUAAACACUCACUUAUUUUGACCAUUUUUUAUAAAGCUGGGAGAGAAACAUUCUCUUUAUUGGCCUAUUAGGAAUUAAAUAAAUCCCUAUUGUUGCAUGUAGUAAAUAAAAUGAACAGUUUAUCAAUAUUGUGAUUUAAUUUAAUAUAUUUUAGUCUAUAUUUUAUUGUUGAAUGUUGAUAUUUCAAAGCAUUGUAUGAAAUCUUGAACUAUUUUUGAGCUUUACAACAAAGAUGUUUUCUUCACGAUUAUUGAUUAUUCUAAACACUUAUCAGUCCCUCCUUUUAGUUCAUAUCCUUCUUUUAAAACCUAUCAGCUAUACGUAGGUGUUUAUCUAUUGUUGCAUUACCAACUUAUUUCAUAUAUAUGGAAAAGUCAGCUUGUAAGAUGAAGAAAUUUUGAAAACUAUCCAUUUGUUAUGUAUGUUCUUUAAAAGGAUUAAACUGCUUCAAUAUCAAUAAAGUAUAUUAAAGAACUCAAUAAUUAACCAAGCUAACGACUUUCCAAUUUUUUAAUGGUUGAUAUCAAUCAAAGUGUCUUUUGGCCAAAGACAGUAUGAUAAUUUAAUAUAGAAAUACCCCUGCCGUAACAAGCCUGCAGACUAAGCGAAUUUCCAUUUGCCUGAUUUGAUUUUCACUUCAAUUUAUUUUAAUAACAUUAGGUUUAGCGAGUACCAAGGUUUGCUUCUACAGGGAGGGUAAUAAAGUAUGUUUUUUUAACAAAACGUUAAUAGCUUAGUAUGAAAAUAAAUAAAUUUUUCAACUUUGAUCAAAAUAUAUCCAUACAGUACCAGACUACAAAAGAUUAUUUAUUCUUCAUAGCAUGAGAAUUUUAAAUUUACAAUUUUUUUAAUUUUCUUUGUAACCAAUAACCACAAAAAAACACUGCAAUAUACAAAAUUAUUUGCUUUUAAAGUUCUUUAAAAUGAUUCAAAGAUAAAUUGGGAAAUUUUAUGUUUUGAGAGUCUAAAAUGAGAAAACUUAAUUUUUUCCCCAUAAAACCCCGUUCCCAUGGUCCGAUCAUGCUGGUUCACGAAUUCAUUCAAGUUUAUGUCGCCCGAGAUCUUCAAGCGAAAUUGAUUUAAAAUAGGACAAAAAAUAUCAAGUAAUCACAUUCACGGACAUCUUAUAUAUAAAUAAAUAAUCUAUUAUAUACAUGUAUAAACAUUUAAACGAAUAGUGUUUUUAGCCUCUAAGAGACAUCAAAAUGAAAAAGUAUAUUGGUCCCGGGUCUAGGUCUUACGGUGCAACCUACUUCCCUAUCGGGAAAAUUCGCUAUAAACGUUUUACCAUGUAUCGUAAAGAUUUUUGCUGGUCCUGUGAAUGAUUCUACCAAAUGAGUUUUAUACACCCAACCUCCAUUCAAGACGACCCUCUUAUCUCUUAUUAUGUUCAGAGUUGCACAAGAACGUGUUGGGAAUCAAGGCUAAUCAUUGAAUGCUGCUCUCAAAUUUUGUCCUUAUUGCUGAACCUUUGAAUUACAUGUUUGUAGGUGAGAUUUCAAUUUUCAUCCAUCAAGGUAUUAUUUUAAUCAAUUCUCACCUUAAUUGGUUAAGCGAAACUAGCCAAAACAUUUGCCAACACUGUAAAAAAAAAAUCAUCCUUGAUUUUCUUUGGCGUGCAAAUGUAGCCUACAUUUGCUUUGUUAUUACUGUAUGUAUUUCUAUAAGUCAUUCACUAAUUUGAGGUGAGAGCUGCCCUAUAGUUGCAGCUAUAUAAAAUACUGAACUCAAAUGUUCCUUUGUUGAUGUGGAAAUAUGACAUUAUCUGGUAAUGAGUUGAUUGAAUAAAACUCAUUUUAAGGGUUAUUAAUGUAAUAAUAUAGUAAACCUUCUUUGAAAGGAUCUUGUUUGUUGUAUCGAGAGAAACAAAAAUCAGUUGCUACAAUAAAAUUAAUUGUUUACAGUUUAGAAUUACUUGCUGAAGAAAAUAACUGUGUUUUAUAAGUAAUAAUAUGAAGUAUAUUAUAAAGACAUUUAUUGGUUGUUUAUUGGGGUGAAAAUAAAGCUUUAAAAUAGUGAAUAUGUUGAAAAUAUUUUUAAAUUCUUAUGGCAAGGGAUACAGUUGCAGUAUUAUCGAUUACCAAUUAUUUAAAAAUCAUUGCUAGAAUGGUGUUUUGAAGUUGAAUUUUUUCAAAUUUUAUUUGUUAUCUUUCCUUUCAACAAAAUGUAUGUUUGCAGUGUGUACUGUGUAAGAUAAUUCGAUAGUCCUGUACAGCCAAGGGUUUAAUGUUGUUUGCAUAUGAAUUUUCAUACUCAAGAAAAACACUAGUAGUGUGAUGUAUUUACUUUGUAAUGUAAGUAGGCUAUUUAUGUAAUUCAAUGACAUAAUAACCACUAGAUUAAUGUGGGGCGUCAAAUGAUGUAUAAAGAAUAAUUUUUCAUACACAUUUUGUUAUGACGUUUUACUUACUUGCCAGUUUAUUUGAAUUUGUUUACGCGGAUAAAUAUGAAACAAAUCUGUAAUGUUACGUUAAAUAUUCAAAUUGUUUAAUAUGAUACUGUGAAGUAGUAUUUGUGGUUAUUUUUGUUCUACUUUGAUAUUGGCUUAGCUGUAAAUAAACUAGGAAACUAAUUA